AUGUUUUUAUUCUUAUUAGGAAUUGGAUAUGAGACUGCAGCUGAUUUUGCCAAGAGGGGCGCAAGAGUCAUCCUAGCGUGCAGAAAUGCUGCCAGAGGAAAAGAGGCUGAAGAAAAUCUAAUCAGAGUUACAGACAAUAAGAAUAUUGUCUUUAAGCAACUUGAUUUGGCAUCGUUUCAAUCUGUAAGGGCUUUUGCAGAUGAUAUAAGGAAAAACGAAGAAAGGCAAGGCAACAAAAUGUCAGAAGACGGCUUGAUAUUGCCAAUGCAAGACAACUAUUUUGGACACUUUUUACUCACCAACUUAUUACUAGACUUGAUAAAAUCAACUCCCAACUCUCGCAUAGUCAACGUUGCUUCGAUUGGUGCAAAAUGGACCAGAGAAUUUGAUGUAAACAAGCUGAAUGAUUUUCCAGAACAUAAUUCUCGACCGGAUUUGUUGGUUUAUAGCUGGAGCAAAUUGUGCAACAUACUUUUCACUAUAGAAUUAGCUGACAGAUUGAAGAGCACUAGUGUAACAGCUUAUUCUUUGCAUCCAGGCGCUGUGCUAACUGAUAUAUUCAAGAAAAUGCCAAGUUUUACUAGGAUUUUGUGGCAAACUACUAUAAAAUGGUUUUUCAAGGCAAGAAUUUCUAUUGAAGGAGCUCAAACAACGAUUUAUUGUAGCACUGAAAAGGGUUUAGAAAACUUUUCUGGUGAACAUUUUGAAGACUGUCAUAGGGUGGCCAGGUAUCCGACAGCAAAAGACCCAGAGUUGGCAAAGAAACUGUGGGAAGUUUCAGAAAAGCUUGUCAAGCUCAAUAAACAUUCUUAA
Molecule: messenger RNA, 813 nt
Organism: Ceutorhynchus assimilis (cabbage seed weevil)
Lineage: Eukaryota; Metazoa; Arthropoda; Insecta; Coleoptera; Curculionidae
Source: the annotation of a GenBank genome assembly